This is a messenger RNA of Toxotes jaculatrix (banded archerfish), 2825 nucleotides long. It is a transcript of the gene rab6a, whose product is annotated as RAB6A, member RAS oncogene family. Gene Ontology annotation, molecular function: GTPase activity; GTP binding. The transcript has 8 exons. Bases 286 to 912 code for a protein of 208 amino acids. NCBI's taxonomy places the organism in Eukaryota, Metazoa, Chordata, Actinopteri, Toxotidae. The record is from RefSeq and is a predicted model, not a curated record.
AGUGUCUCGGGGAGGCUAACUGGUAGUGGUGUAGACAUGUCAGAGAACUGGCAGUAAUGCUAACUUGGCCGCAGUAGUUAGUGAGUUAUCCAGAAGUGUCUUGUGGCUUAAAGAAGCGGGUUUAGAGUACAAAACCUCGACAGCUGGACUGUGUGAAGGGUUGGCCAACCGGUCUACCGUUACGGAUCCCGGACCUUUGGUAUCUGACGACAACUGGUUAGCUAGCAUUAGCUGGCUAGCUGGGGAGCUCUCGAAAAGUAACGUCAGGGCUUGUUUCAUACAGUCAUGUCUUCGGCCGGAGACUUCGGAAACCCUUUAAGAAAAUUUAAAUUGGUCUUUCUUGGGGAACAGAGUGUGGGAAAGACUUCGCUGAUCACCAGGUUCAUGUAUGACAGCUUCGACAACACUUACCAGGCCACAAUAGGAAUAGAUUUCCUGUCGAAAACGAUGUACCUUGAAGACAGAACAAUCAGGUUGCAGUUGUGGGACACGGCAGGGCAAGAGCGAUUUCGUAGCCUCAUACCGAGCUACAUCAGAGAUUCUGCCGCUGCUGUCGUAGUGUACGACAUCACAAACGUCAAUUCCUUCCAGCAAACCACAAAAUGGAUCGAUGAUGUGAGGACGGAGAGAGGAAGUGAUGUCAUCAUCAUGUUGGUGGGAAACAAGACAGACCUUGCAGACAAAAGACAGAUAACCACAGAGGAGGGAGAACAGAGAGCGAAAGAGAUGAAUGUUCUGUUUAUUGAAACAAGUGCAAAGACAGGCUACAAUGUCAAACAGCUUUUCCGUCGUGUGGCAGCCGCCCUCCCUGGCAUGGAUACCACACAGGACAAGAGUAGAGAGGACAUGAUUGACAUUAAGCUGGAGAAGCCACCAGAGCAACCUGUCAGUGAAGGAGGCUGUUCCUGCUAAUGUUGGCUGAUGUCAUGGCUAAAUAUUUCUCUUACUGGCUUUUUCUCAAACCCAUUUGUUUUGUUUUUUUUUCUUCUGUAUCCGCACCCCUCACUACACUCGCCUCUGUGCCCCAGCCUGAAAGAGAACACUACGUUUGUUAUUUUUUGCCGUUGUGGAAACCUUGCGCUCUCACCAGGAAGCUCUGAAAGUCAUAAAACACUUAAACUGAAUAUUUGCCCUGCAACACAUACACUGAAACAGUAUUCACAGCUGGAGCUCAGCUGUCUUUUCUGAGCUCCUGUUGUCUGUCUUUUCAGAUGAAGAUGGUGGCUUAAGCGUAAUGAAUCCCACUGGUGUAGUUUGUGUCUAAAACUGACUUUUUGAACCAAACUGAAAGAAAGAAAAUGUGUGUUAAAGGACCAGUGUGUGGGAUUUAGUGGCAUCUAGUGGUGAGGGUGCAGAUUGCAACCAACUGAAUACCCAUCCCUUUCCAAACUUGUACAAGAACCUACGGUGGCCUCCAGGUAAUAUGAAAAGGCAAAAGGCCCUAUCUAGAGCCAGUGUUUGGUUUUCUGUUCGGGUCGACUGUUGAAACAUGACUGUUCAGUGCAGUGCGCUCCGUGGAUGUGGACCCGCUCCCUACGAAGGCACCAAGGGCUCAUUCUCAGCUAACAAAACCACUAUUCAUAGAUUCCGGUAAUUAUACACUAAUGAAAAUACAAUUAUGAAAAUAUUCCCCCUAAAUCCUACACACUGGUCCUUCAAAGGCACCCAGUCAAGGUAUGUGUUUAAGAGUGAGAAUAUUUUUUUAAAAAGUUAAACAUUGCUUUAAGCUUACAAAGCACAAUGUGGGUGUUGCGGUCAUUUGUUAGUUUACAUAAUUUGUGCUGUUGCAAUUGACUGGCAAAGAUUCAUUCAUGAAUUGUGUUAUCAGUAAACUAUCUGGAAUAAUAUGUGGAAAAGGUGUUAAAGUAAAUCAAUAGCAUAUUUGGGAGAUCUCAGCGUUGACAAGUAUAGUGUAGACACACAUACAUACACACACACACACACAACGCAGCUGUAGCUCCUGUACCAGCAGAGUCACAUUUCUCCCAACAUGUACCAGCGUGAUAGAGUCAACACACCGAAACCACACAGUCACACACCACCAUGUGGUCACAAACCAGCACAGACACACGACACCUAAUACAAGAGCAACACUACCACUACAUCAUCCACAUUACCGUCCUUCCUCUCUUCCCACACUUGUCUCUUGAGAUGGGCAGUUUUUACCCUGGCUUCCAUUUUCUAUUACCUUUUUAUUUGAAUAGAUCUUUGAUUUUUUUUUUCUAAAGAUUACGGCUAUUAUAGAUUAAAACUAUUUCUUUGAUGAUAGUGUUUGAGGAGGAUUUUCUCAUAUAUUAAGAGGCAUAAUCAUAAAACCUAUCAUAAACAUUAGGUGUGGAGAUAUAUGCCUUUUGGAGGUUAAAUUGUAGAGGGCUUCCUUGGCUUUGGGUUUAUCUAGUUAAGUUUGGUAUGACGUUUUAUGAACACUUUAAAGAUGUUCCCUCAUGCUUGUUUUUAUUUUUUUGGCAUUGAUCUUUUGUUAGUGAUUAUUCUACAUGUGUAUUUAAUCCACAAUGACUUGUAAUAUUUAUUUCAGUUGGAUUCAUGUUUCCUUUUUUUUUAUGGCUGUUAAUAUCUUCACUUUUGGUAUGAGUCCUGAAUCACUAAUAAAAUAUGCAUCCAUCUGGACCACCUUUAACAGAAUCAGUAGAGACUGUCUGCUGGUCCCUCCAACACUAUUAAAUGGCAAUUUGAUCAUACUGAUUAUACUGUGCAAUUUUUUUGUGAACUUAUGGAGGAGAGUCCAGUUUGUACAGCGUAGUAGUCCUUAACGUUUCUGUCUGGAAUGGUUUUAAAUGAAAGAAUAAAAAUACACUUGUGAACGC